AUGCAGUGCGUUCUAUUGAUGGCAGCUUGUGUUGGCAUUUUAGCCAUUGUUUCUUUGUCAGAAGCUCAACCACAACGUGCUCAUGUACAAAAACUGCCCUACUAUACAUCACCUACCCAGGCAACCAGGCCCAGGAGGGCUCGUCGUUCUCCAGAUAGUCCCUCAACAAGCAAUGGCGUCUCCAUAAAAACCAGUUCCGUUAGCAGUAACAUAUACAGCAGUCCUUCGAACAAGGUGGAUGGCACAGUUACACAAAGUAAAACCUACUUUCCAAAUGGUAAAUUUGCUGAAACAUCAUCGGCUUCUUUGGAUUGGAAGAAUUCCCUCGGGGUUGGUGGUUCUUUGAGCCGUGACAUUAACACGGGUGUCAGUGAUAGUUUCACCAAGUCAGUGGGAUACAAUAUUUUCAAUAAUGAUCGCAAUAGCGUGGAUGCCCUCUAUUCACAUACCAACACAAAACUGAAUAAUGGUUUUGGUUUCAACAAGGAAAGUGGUACCCUAAAAUGGACUAAUGAAUGAGGACAUGGUUUGAAUGGUGGUAUAACGCGUUUCGAAGGUUUUGGCAAACAAGCUUCCGUUGGUGGCCACACAAAUAUAUUUAAAUCUGAUGAUGGUAAUACUCGUUUGGAUGCCUUUGGUUCUGGAUCGAAAUGGUUGAGUGGCCCGCUUGAAAAUCAUCGGGAGUUUAAUGUUGGCAUUGGUGGAAGUCAUUAUUUCCGUGGAUAA
Molecule: messenger RNA, 726 nt
Organism: Musca vetustissima
Lineage: Eukaryota; Metazoa; Arthropoda; Insecta; Diptera; Muscidae
Product: sarcotoxin II-1-like
Exons: 2
Biological process (GO): defense response to bacterium
Cellular component (GO): extracellular region
Source: RefSeq, a predicted model, not a curated record